AUGUGUGCCCUUCAGUGCAAUCUCCAAGCACCACAAUGCCAUCACUGCAAGAGACGUGGUGAAGAAUGCAGUUUCCAAAUAAAAAACAGCGACGAUGGGGCAAUCAAUAAAGCAGAUAUGCAAGAUCUUGAAGACACCCAAGGUUAUCACGACGGAGACAACGGGUUACGGAGUGUCUCUUCUCCAAUCUCGCGCAACCAGCCCGAACCCCUAAGAUUAUCACCAACUCGAUGGCCAACCCUAGAUAUUGAACAGUCACGAUUAAGAUGGCAUUACAACACAUUUGCAGCCAACUCUCUUGCGCUUCUACAAGAAGAUCCGCGCCGUGUCAAACUGAUCUGGAAAGGUGAGGUAUCCCAAAAAGCUGAAUAUGAUCCCUGGCUCAAUCACGCUGCCAUGGCCAUUUCGGCCCUACACAUCUGCCAUCUAGAGCCUCCCGAUGCCAAAAAUUAUUAUACUGCUGCUUAUAAGAACUAUCGUAACGCGGUGGUCGCUUUUCCCAAGGCAGUGAAAGGAAUGGAUCCGCAAAACAGCGUCGCAAUUUUAUCCUUCUCAUUGCUGAUCCUGAUGUUUCAGCUGGGUAUUUCGUGUGUGCCUGGUGCAGGGCCGAUGUCCGAUGCCUAUCCAGCGGUGGACGCAUACAAUGCUAUUUCCGCAUUACGAGGAACCUGGUCGUUGAUUGAUCAGCUCGGCCCUCAUCUUGCAAAGAGCAAUUUGAGCCCUCUAUUCGUACAUCGCAGACACCUUCGCUUCGAGGUCUUGGACGAAAGCCACGAAAAGAUGAUAGAAUUUCUCACACACCUAAAUGAUACCGUUGAGUACGGACAACCGAAUACUCAAAGUCGCAGCGAAAGCGAUCACCAAACUUGUGCCCAGGCGAUCACCGUACUCCGUUUUUGGUUCAGUGUUAUGGCCGCCAAAUUACCGACUACAUGGCUGUUGAUAAUAUGGUGGCCCGCAGGGGUCUCUCCCGAGUUUUUGUUACUGUUGAAAAAUAAGGAUCCGAUGGCGCUGAUUAUCUUUUGUCAUUGGUGUGCUGGAAUACACCGUAUACCUGCGAAAUGGUACUUGGAAGGAUGGGCGAAACGCAUGUUGAGGGCGAUGAUAGUCUUGUUGGGUCCGGAAUGGACUUUUGCGCUCCGGUGGCCUAUUGAUGAGGUUUUUCAGGACGAAGACGAGGGAAUCUGA
Messenger RNA from Talaromyces stipitatus ATCC 10500, 1188 nucleotides. RefSeq lists its product as uncharacterized. The record is from RefSeq and is a predicted model, not a curated record. The transcript is spliced from 2 exons. Bases 1 to 1188 code for a protein of 395 amino acids. Lineage: Eukaryota; Fungi; Ascomycota; Eurotiomycetes; Eurotiales; Trichocomaceae. Gene Ontology annotation, biological process: regulation of transcription by RNA polymerase II. Gene Ontology annotation, molecular function: DNA-binding transcription activator activity, RNA polymerase II-specific.